ACUGAUUCGGGAUCCACCUACGAUCCCAGACCCUUGUUACCGCCCCCCGAACAACCGCCUCUUCCGGUACAACAUAGACACUCCCCAAUCAAGAACAUUCCGCCCCAACUAGAGCAGCAACAUCACAUCAAGCUCGCCACCUCCUCCAAGCUCACCCAACCUAUCUCACCGACAACGACAGCCAUCGCUGGUUAGCCAAGUCAUGUCAUUAGACGGCACUUUGACCUCCACCACAUCGUCAGGCUCUUAUGAAGCCUACUCACCUUACACGUCUGCCACCCUAUACUCCAUAGAAGAACCUUCUGAACCAAUGCCUGUUAUGCCAACUACACCUCCCAAUGCACCCACUGUGCCUCCACGAAGGAAAAAACUAUCUCAAUCCUCUAACCCACCUGUUCAAAAUGUUGGUCAACCUGUCAAUCCUUCACCACAAUAUCAUCAAAAGCGUUUAGAGUCGCUGUCUUUCGGAGGCUCGGAUGGUUUCUGGGAUACCAUCUCACAAAAUCCUCAAGAUGGAGCUGUUGAACGGCUUAUCAGCAACUUUAUACGUCGUGGCGGAUCACCCAAUACGGCAAGACAGAAUGCAGGUCCCAAUCAAAGUAUACGGGAAGGUUUUGGAUUGAUUCAUGCCGCCAUUCUUCAACAAAAUGCAUCGGUAUUGGAUAUGUUGCUACAGAAUGGAGCCAAUCCUAAUGCCAACACCCUGUCCACUUCCGAAGAAGAUAAACUCUCUCCAUGCUAUUUGGCAGCCAGCGUGGGAUGGACAGAAGGAUUACAUAUGCUCGCGGAAGCCAGAGCCGACAUGGUCAAUUGUAGAGGCUUCGGCAACCGGCAGCGGACCACACUGCAUGGAGCAGUGGAAAAAAAUCAUAUUCAAGCAGCACAAGUGGUCACCAUGUACACCGAAGGUGUUCUGACCAAUAUUCCGGAUGCAAACGGAGCUACACCUGUACACUACGCAAGUGCAACGGGUAACCAAGCCAUUUUACUUUAUCUAUUGCAAGAGUGCCGUGCCGAAGUGAUUGUUUAUGAUGUCAAUUACGAGACGCCACUGCAUUAUGCUGCACGACGAGGCAAAGUGGAAGUCAUGUCUAUGUUGAUAGAGCAAUUUCACGUCGAUCCUAAUAUUUAUGUGCCCCGCAAAGUUGGAACUCCGCUUGAUGCGGCUAAAACCAGUGGUCAGAAAAAAGCGGUCGAGUACCUGAAAAGUCGAGGAGCCACUAAUGCCAAAAAAUUGGACAAGAAACGAGAAGAAGAACUGGCCAAGGAAAAACCUGCUCACCUUGAAGCAACGCUUCUCAAGAACGGACUAUUGGCUGAUAGUUUCUAGAUGGGAAUCCAACUGCCUUUUAUAGCCUUUGCAUGUUGUUGUGACGCGGGAAAGAGAAUAGCUAUUAUCUUUUUCAUCUCAUGGGCAGCUUGGGAGAAGAA
This is a messenger RNA of Umbelopsis ramanniana AG, 1431 nucleotides long. RefSeq lists its product as uncharacterized. Gene Ontology annotation, molecular function: protein binding. The record is from RefSeq and is a predicted model, not a curated record. The transcript is spliced from 4 exons. The coding region runs from base 203 to 1330 and encodes 375 amino acids. NCBI's taxonomy places the organism in Eukaryota, Fungi, Mucoromycota, Umbelopsidomycetes, Umbelopsidales, Umbelopsidaceae.